AUGGGUCCAACUCCCGGAAAGCUUCCAAAGGUGGUGGGUGCAACCAUCUGCAACCCCGAAACUCCUUGCGGCGACUGCGCGAUCAAGGGCACUGCAAUGUUAGCAUGUGACAGAAAGGAAUCUCCCGAUGAUGAUGCUUGCCCAACACCGCCACCAAGAUACACAGUGCUUGAAGAUGAUAUACCUGAUGGCGGCGUAAAAGAUGCUGACGAAAGUGCAUAA
Molecule: messenger RNA, 222 nt
Organism: Eimeria mitis
Lineage: Eukaryota; Apicomplexa; Conoidasida; Eucoccidiorida; Eimeriidae
Exons: 1
Coding region: 1-222 (73 amino acids)
Source: RefSeq, a predicted model, not a curated record